Messenger RNA from Didymella exigua CBS 183.55, 920 nucleotides. RefSeq lists its product as uncharacterized. The record is from RefSeq and is a predicted model, not a curated record. Gene Ontology annotation, molecular function: pyridoxal phosphate binding. The transcript is spliced from 2 exons. Lineage: Eukaryota; Fungi; Ascomycota; Dothideomycetes; Pleosporales; Didymellaceae. The coding region runs from base 1 to 798 and encodes 265 amino acids. Gene Ontology annotation, cellular component: intracellular anatomical structure.
AUGCAUAUCAACCCCCAACGCGCGAAGCAACUGACCGAAAAUAUCGCGAGCAUUACAUCACGUAUCAAUGCCGCCAGCAAAAGCAGACAAAAUGUCCGCCUCAUAGCCGUCUCGAAGCUGAAGCCCGCCAACGAUAUCCUCGCCCUGCACCAGCCCCCGAACCCGCUGCAAACCCACUUCGGCGAAAACUACGUCCAGGAACUCCUCGAAAAAUCCAAACUCCUCCCUCGCAGCAUCCGCUGGCACAUGAUCGGCGGCCUGCAAUCGAACAAAUGCAAGCAGCUUGCCGAGCAGAUCCCCAAUCUCUGGUGUGUCAGUAGCGUCGACAGCGCGAAGAAAGCCAACGAGCUCGAAAAGGGACGGAGAGCGCUCAGAGAGAAGGAUGACACGGCUGAGAAGCUGAGGGUCAUGGUGCAGAUCAACACCAGUGGUGAGGAGGCAAAGUCAGGCGUUGAGCCCAGCGAGGCGACGGAACUGUGCAGGCAUGUUAUUGAGAAGUGUCCAAAUCUUGAGCUGUUUGGGUUGAUGACAAUUGGGGCUAUUGCGAGGAGUAAGGAGACGACGCCGGAAAAUGAGAAUGAGGAUUUUUUUGCGUUGAGGGAUACGAGGGAUAAGGUCGCACAAGAGCUGGGGUGGGAGAAGGAGAAGCUGGAGCUGAGUAUGGGUAUGAGUGCGGAUUUUGAGGGUGCGAUAAGAAUGGGGAGUGAUGAAGUGAGGGUCGGGAGUGAUAUCUUUGGGGAGAGGCCCGCGAAAGGGGAUGCGAAGAUCAAGGAGGAUGUCAAGGAAGAGAAGAGCUAGUCUAGGGAUGAAAUCAACGAACAGAUCAUCUAAAAUGGUAUGGUCUUUUCGCGUUCGGCUCGUGUCGUCGUUUCUUGCUAGCUAUGGGGUCGCUCCUGCCCAAGUUGCUCCGGCUGCUCUCA